Dromaius novaehollandiae (emu) is the source of this 1351-nucleotide messenger RNA. Its product is annotated as ssu-2 homolog. Bases 88 to 993 code for a protein of 301 amino acids. The record is from RefSeq and is a predicted model, not a curated record. NCBI's taxonomy places the organism in Eukaryota, Metazoa, Chordata, Aves, Casuariiformes, Dromaiidae. The transcript has 10 exons.
GGGCCACCGCCGUCCCCCUCGGACGCACGGCGACGGCCGGCCGAGCGCGGCCGCGGGAGCCUGGCCGCCCAGCCGAGCGUGCCCCCGAUGACGGAGGCGGCGGCCAGGACGGCCCUGCUCCGCUUCGCCAGCGCCAAGUGCUGCUACGGGACGAAGGCCGCGGGCGAGCUGGUCAUCCAGGAGCUGAAGCCGCUGGCCGUCUACCGCUACCGGCUGGAGACCUUCAACGAAUCCCGGCUGAGCGAGUGGGCGUUCGAGCCCGUCCCCGCGGGGCGGCCCCGGGGAGCAGCGGCAGCACCGCCCGGGACCCCCCGGCUCCCGGAGCCCCCGCCGUUCCGGGAGCGCACCAGGAGGCUCCGGCUGCCCCGCGCCGCCCUCGUCAAGGAGUGCCACGGAUGCCGCGGGCACGGCCGGUCCAAGUGCAGCGUGUGCCACGGUGCCGGCUGGACGCGGUGCGUAACGUGCAAGGGGUCUCGGCGGCGACUCAAGCAGCAGAAGAGGUGCCAGCUCUGUUCGGGUACAGGCCGCAGGAGGUGCAAUACCUGCUCCGGCCGCGGCAGCAAGACUUGCACCACGUGCCAGGGAGAGAAAAAGCUGCAGCACUUCGAGCAGCUGGUGAUAACCUGGAGGAACAACGUCUUUGAAUUUGUUUCCGAGCAUCAGCUGGACUUCCCGGGAGAGCUGCUCAGCAGAGUCAACGGGGAGAACGUGUUCAGGGACGAAAACGUCCAGGUGUUCCCCAUCGUCGACUUCCCCGAGCCGGAGAUCUCGCUGGCCUCGCAGCGCGCCGUGGCCGAGCACCGCGCCGCGCUCGCCGCCUCCUCCCGCAUCCUGCAGCAGCGCCAGACCAUCGAGCUCAUCCCGGUCACCGAGGUUCGCUGCCGGCACGCGGGGAAGCCCUACGUCUACUACGUGUACGGGCUGGAGGAGGAGGUGUACGCGCGGGACUACCCGGCCCGCUGCUGCUGCUGCUGCCCCUGCGCCCUGCUCUGAGCCCCGGCUGCUCCCGGGACGCCCCAGGGACCCCGGCUGCGCCCAGCCCCAGCGCCGUGCGCCCGGCUGCACCGGGAGGCUGCAAACCGCACCGAGGAGGGGGCAAAACCCCGACGUCCCUCCUGUGAGCCGCCGGGGCACGGGAGAGCCCCUUGCACGGCCGCGUCCUCCCGGCACGGGUCCCCCUCGCUGCAGCGCUAUCGACAAGGACGUCCUCGCUCCAGCUGUGCGGUUUAUGGCAGGGGCCUUUCUUUCCCUGUUUUAUUUAUCCUUUUUUUUUUUUUCCCAGUUACUACACAAUCUGUAGCGAUGUAUUAUAAAAAUCUAUUAAAUUAUCGAGCCUGACUUAAGCACUGGA